GAGAGAGAGAGAGAGAGCUUUUGAACUGGGAAAAGGCUCAGAUGCUCUGCAAUCAGUGCUCACUCUCUCUCUCUCUCUUUCUCACUUCCUCAUUGUCAGUAUUUCACCAUAGCCACCGUCUAGGGUUAGGAUUUGAGCAAAUUUUUGGGUGCAGAAGCAAAUGGAUGCAGCGGCAGCUGAAGAAGAAGAGUACAAGAGGAAGGAGCGCGUAGCUCUGGUGGCGAUCGUGGUUAUUGCGUCUGUAGCAGUGGCUUCUCUGUUCGUGGCCUUCAGCUACUACUGCUACAUUGCCAACAAAGUCUCCAAACGUCUCAAGAACCCUACUAGGGUUGAACGCAAAGAAAAAGGUAGCAGUUUUCCAAAUACUCAGAUUGCCACUCAGAAAGGACUUCAGGUGUUCACAUUCAAGCAACUAUAUUCAGCUACUGGCGGUUUUGGGAAAUCUAACAUAAUUGGUCAUGGUGGAUUUGGGUCAGUCUACAGAGGAGUGCUUCAAGAUGGCAGAAAGGUUGCAGUUAAGUUGAUGGAUCAGGCAGGGAAGCAAGGAGAGGAGGAAUUCAAAGUGGAGGUGGAAUUACUCAGCCGGUUGCGAUCUCCAUAUCUACUGGCAUUAAUUGGGUAUUGUUCAGACAAUAACCAUAAAUUGCUAGUUUAUGAGUUCAUGGCUAACGGGGGUCUGCAGGAACAUUUGUAUCCUAUCAGUGGAUCUAACAAUGUUUAUGCACGGCUGGAUUGGGGAACCCGUCUACGAAUAGCUUUGGAAGCUGCAAAAGGAUUGGAAUAUCUCCAUGAACAUGUCAGCCCUCCAGUGAUUCACAGAGAUUUUAAGAGCAGCAACAUCCUUUUGGAUAAAAGUUUUCAUGCUAAAGUUUCUGAUUUUGGAUUGGCUAAGCUUGGAUCCGACAAAGCUGGAGGGCAUGUUUCAACCCGUGUGUUGGGCACCCAAGGAUAUGUUGCCCCUGAAUAUGCAUUGACUGGCCAUCUAACAACAAAGUCAGAUGUUUAUAGCUUUGGAGUUGUUCUUUUGGAGUUGCUCACGGGCAGGGUUCCUGUGGAUAUGAAGAGACCCCCUGGAGAAGGCAUUCUUGUGUCUUGGGCUUUGCCCCGGCUUACCGACAGAGAGAAGGUUGUAGAGAUCAUGGAUCCAGCUUUGGAAGGUCAGUACUCGAUGAAGGAGGUUAUUCAGGUGGCGGCCAUUGCUGCAAUGUGCGUGCAGCCGGAAGCAGACUACCGGCCACUGAUGGCAGACGUUGUCCAGUCACUGGUUCCACUGGUGAAACAUCUCAGGUCAACAUCUGAAGCUGCCGGCUGCUCCAGCCUCCAUGCUACCCAGUCCGGCAAGGCCUGAAACUUACAAGCCAUCUGUCCAAACUAACCGAACCAGUUGUUCUUGGUGAGCUUCCUUAGUUAACUUGAGAUUGAUGCUCAGUUUUUCUCAUCUAUUUGAACAAGAACAAGAAACUGAAUCAUUUAGUACUUAGAUUAUGUGGUGGGGGCUCUGUAAUGUUAUUAGGACUUGAAAUCUGAAGUAUGGCUUACUCAAAGGCUUAGCUCAAGAACUAGUAACUAUGCCAAAUGUUUGCUGGGUGCAACCUGUAUUAGUUUUUUUCUCCUUGAAUUUGGCUUGAUAUAAGUGUUAGAAAACAGGAUAGAAAUUGUUGGAAACUGGUAAA
Diospyros lotus (date-plum) is the source of this 1673-nucleotide messenger RNA. Its product is annotated as probable serine/threonine-protein kinase PBL7. The transcript is spliced from 6 exons. Lineage: Eukaryota; Viridiplantae; Streptophyta; Magnoliopsida; Ericales; Ebenaceae. The record is from RefSeq and is a predicted model, not a curated record. Gene Ontology annotation, biological process: protein phosphorylation. Gene Ontology annotation, molecular function: ATP binding; protein kinase activity. The coding region runs from base 161 to 1348 and encodes 395 amino acids.